AUGAAAUAAGGGGAUCAUUUAAGUUCAACAACAAUUAUUAUUUCAUCAGGAUUGGCUAGUGUGAUAAGCACAAUAAUUAGUAAUCCAUUUGAAGUUUUGAAAAUACGAUUGUAAGUAGAUAAGAUGGACUGCCAUGAACAUUAACAUCAUCGAAAUGCUCAUCGAAGCAAACCAAAAUUUAAAUAUAUUCACGAAAUAGCUUUAACAGGACAAUCAACAAGACAUUAAUUAAAUCAUUAUGGAAUGCUGUCAAAAUCAUUGAAUUUGUGGAAACCUCAUAGAAUGAUUAAUAUGAUAGGAAAAUCCUAGGCCACAAACCCCUUAAUUAAAAUUUAUUAGAAUUGUUCUUGCAUUGCUACUAAUUCUUUGGUUUAAGCCUUUUAACACAUUUAUACACAUGAAGGAGCAUCAACAUUUUUUAAUGGAUGGAGAUAUGCUGUAUUAUAGGCGGGAGCAUCAAAUAUUAGUUACUUCAUGUUUUAUGAGAGAACAAGAAAAUUCUUAUAAUAAUUGGAAUUGCCAUCAAGUAGAUUGGUUGUUCCUUUAUUAGCUAGUUCAUUUAGUAGAGCAUUGACAACAACAAGUAAGAUUUGAUAUAUAUUUAUAGUAACAUUUCCAUUGGAAUAUUGGAAGGUAUUGUAAUCAUCCACUGUUGGAUAUUCUAAAUUGAAGAAUGUUUAAUUAGGUACAUAGUUUCAUUCAGCCUAUUUAAUAACAAUUUAAAGAGAUAUAUUAUUUUCAUGCAUAUAUUGGAGUCUUCUAGAAAAUUUAAAAAUAGAGAUAGGAAAGAUAUUAAUAGAUUUGCCUAAUGCAGUGAAUCUAUUAUCAGCAAUGUUAGCAAGUAGUGUUACAGCUACAAUGACCCUUCCAUUAGAUGUUGUAAAGACAAGAAAACAAGUUAGUACUAGAAGUGAUUUAGGAUCAAGUCGAUAGAUGGCUACUAUGGAAAUUUUGUAGAACAUUUAUAGUCAAGAAGGAUUGAAAGGACUAUUUAAGGGAUACUAACCUAGAAUUGCUAAAGUUACAAUGCAUUCUGGUUUAGUCUAUAUGAUGUAUGAGUACCUAAAAUAAUUGUUCUGAUUUUCAAUUACUAUUUAUAAAUUGAGAUGUUUUUAU
Paramecium sonneborni is the source of this 1116-nucleotide messenger RNA. NCBI's taxonomy places the organism in Eukaryota, Ciliophora, Oligohymenophorea, Peniculida, Parameciidae. The record is from the annotation of a GenBank genome assembly.